This is a messenger RNA of Struthio camelus australis, 6520 nucleotides long. NCBI's taxonomy places the organism in Eukaryota, Metazoa, Chordata, Aves, Struthioniformes, Struthionidae. The record is from RefSeq and is a predicted model, not a curated record.
UUUGCCAGGAGCAGGAACUCCUGUGGCCGGAGCCCAGGAGCUGCGGAGGCGAAGGUAUACAUUAUCAAAGUCACGUGGUCCAAUGGGUCCACAGAAGUCAUAUACCGACGGUACAGCAAGUUCUUUGACCUGCAGAUGCAAAUGUUGGACAAGUUUCCGAUGGAAGGAGGUCAGAAGGACCCCAAGCAAAGGAUCAUCCCCUUUCUGCCAGGGAAGAUCCUCUUCCGCCGAAGUCACAUCCGGGACGUUGCUGUUAAGCGUUUGAUACCUAUUGAUGAAUACUGCAAGGGUGUUUUCUGUUAUCAUCCCCUGCUAUCGGAGGAUAUAGAGCCUUCUCCGGGCCACAGGCAUGGAGCAUUUCUGGGUCACAAGAUGCUCGGUACUGGGGAGUGGCAGUCACAUGGAAAUGGCAUCCAUGAAAACCUGGUCUACUGGAUAGCCAUUCGUGCACCCAAAAGCCAGGGAGCUCUGAUCCAGCUGCCUCCCUACAUCUCUCAGUGUGAGGAGGUUCUUCAGUUCUUUGAGACAAGACCCGACGACUUGACUCCCCCUAAAGAAGAACCCAUUGGAAAGAAGAAGUCUGGAUUUAUCCAGAGAACGGCUUCUUUCCUUCAGAGAGGAGCUGAUUCUGCAUCGGUCGAUCCCUUGGUGCUGGAGCAGUAUGUCGUGGUGGCGGACUACCAGAAGCAGGAGAGCUCCGAGAUCAGCUUGUGCGUGGGCCAGGUGGUGGAUAUCAUUGAGAAGAACGAAUCAGGCUGGUGGUUUGUGAGCACAUCAGAAGAGCAAGGCUGGGUGCCAGCGACCUGUCUGGAAGCUCAGGAUGGCGUCCAGGACGAAUUGUCAAUGCAGCCUGAUGAAGAGGAGAAGUACACAGUUAUUUACCCAUAUAUCGCAAGAGACCAGGAUGAAAUAAACCUGGACAAAGGGGCUGUGGUGGUGGUGAUCCAGAAGAACCUGGAGGGCUGGUGGAAGAUCAGGUACCAGGGCCAAGAAGGCUGGGCCCCGGCCUCCUAUCUCAAAAAGGGGAACGGAGAGGUGUUUUCACAGAAGCUGGGGUCAGGCUCCUCCACUCAUUCAUGUGCCUUGGAUCUGGAUGGCAUCUCCCGGCAGCAGAACGCAGCAAACCGAGAGAAGGACGGUCUCGCCAGCCAGAGAGAUGGGAGAUUUGACAGCCGUCCCCUGCCUAAUGCUGAUAUUCGACGCAAGUCACCGAAGAUGAGGCAGAGACCCCCUCCUCGCAGGGAUCUCACUAUACCACGUGGUUUGAACCUGCCUAAACCUCCUGUCCCUCCUCAAGUGGAAGAGGAAUAUUACACCAUAGCUGACUUCCAGACCACCAUCCCGGAUGGCAUCAGCUUCCAGGCAGGAAUGAAAGUAGAGGUUAUUGAGAAGAACUUGAGCGGCUGGUGGUACAUUCAGAUAGAGGAGAAGGAAGGCUGGGCUCCUGCUACGUUUAUUGAUAAAUACAAGAAAACUAGCAACGCAUCCAGGCCAAACUUCCUGGCUCCAUUACCCAACGAGAUAGCCCAGCUGCGGGUUGCUGAUGCCACAGUGGAAAGCAGUGCCAGCGAAGAAGCCACUGGACCUUGCAGGCCUCUGCCAGAGGCUCCUCCGAAUGGUAUGGACUGUGGAAUGAAGUGGGCCAAAGACUGGAAGGGGAAGGAGGCUACUGAGAGUGCAGACCUAGCCUUCACCUCUGGGUACGAGGAGAUCUCGGACCGUGAUGUGGAGGAGAAGCCCAGCCUGCCGCCCAGGAAGGAAUCGAUCAUUAAGUCAGAAGGCGAGUUAAUGGAGAGGCAGAGGCCUCCUCCCAAGCCUCCAGGCAUGAUUUUGCCCAUGGUCCCACCGAAGCAGUCAGCAGCUCCAAAGGACAGCAAGAAGCCAGAGCUGAAAACAGAGAAGGGCAAACUGUUCCAGUUGAAAAACGAAAUGGGACUGGAAUGUGGACACAAGGUGUCAGCCAAGGAAGUGAAGAAGCCAAAUCUCCGACCUAUUGUCAAGCCAACCAAGCCAAAAGCUGAGCCUGUGGAGGACAAGCCUGAGCCACUUGCUCAGAAUCCUUUUUUGAAAUCAAGACCUCAGAUCAGGCCAAAACCCGCUGCAGCCCCCCGGGCUGACCCUCCUCCAGCUGAUGAUAAACUGGACAUCUGUAGCCUGCGAAGCAAGCUUAGACCUGCAAAGUGCCAAGAGAAACCCUCUGAGCAGGACACUGCUGCCAGUGAAAACUCCUUCAGUAAUGCCACGGUCCCCUCAGAGACUUCUGGAAAGUUUCAGGAGCGACCAAGUGUGGAGAGCAAGCCUCUGCCUAAACCGGACAGCCACAUCGCAAAAGAGGCACUGCCCAAAUGUCCCCUGGGCCCAGCAAAAAUAGCUCACCCUGAGCCAAAGAGUGACUACCCAAAUCCCAGGGAGCCCCCGCCUCAGCGGCCCGUUGUACCACCCCGUAGACCACCACCCCCAAAGAAAACAGCAUGUCCUACCUCUGGCCCCACACCAGAGCUGAAAACCCAGCCGCGGGAAGCACCUGAAAUCAGAUCUUCCGCUGUACCAGGUAGGCCCAUGCUGGUUCCACCGAAAGCCAAACCGUUCCUGGCUGCUUCAAGCCAAGAUGAAGCCAAAGUGAAAAGCAGCUUAGUCCCAAAGGUAAUAUCCAAGCCAGUGGAGAGAGGGGAAGCCAAGGAGAGGACGUCUAUCCCCUUCUCCAAUCCGGAAAUCUCCAAGGAAGCUCUCUAUGUGGCAGUGGCAGAUUUUGAAGGCGAUGAGGAGACCAACAGCUUUAAAGAAGGGACUUUAUUUGAAGUUCGUGAGAAGAACAGCAGUGGCUGGGGAUUUUGCAAGGUCCUGACUGGGGGGCCCUGUUGGGAGGGCUGGAUCCCUUCCAAUUAUCUAAGAAAGAAGCCAUAAUCUGUCUUCUGUUUACACAGUUGGAGGUUCCCUGUUCUCUCACCUGAGUAUUUAAUUAGCUUAUUAAUUUAUAGUUUGCCAUAAGGCUGGCUUUAAAAAAAAGAAAUUGAGAAAACAUUGAGAUACCAUACAUUCCAGUUUACCCCCUUCUGAGGUAGUGUGCAAGAAGCAGGCUUGACCCAUGCAGCUAGGCCUCCAUCUCCGAUCUGUGUGCUCCCACCCUUCCUCCUCCCCACAUCCCUGGAAAUACUUCUCUCCUUUGGCCAUGUACGAUAGCCCAGCCACGUAGUGCUCUUCUGAACAAGCUUCAUGGCAUACAGUAGCUCACAUGGUCCUCUCUACUAGGGAGGACACUGCUACCUUGAUAGGCAUUUUUGCCACCUGUACAGGGAAUUCAAAGGAAAUAUAGCAGGAGCCAGGUCAAGAAAUGAAGUUUGGCCUGGUACCAGCGAAGGAAAUCUGGACUCACAGAACUAUUUGCUUUUCCCUGAGACUCAGGGUCAUGGUCAAAUGUUGUACGUCAUAUUGCUUAGUUCAGGUGUGUAACAGAGUCAUAGGAAACAUGGAAACAAGGAGAAAUGAUUGUUCAGAGUCAGGUCCCAUAGCUCUGUGUGCACAUGCACAUUGGAGGUCAGGCGUGCUCUAGUUAAGGUCUUGCUUGCCCACUGUGCGUGCCGUAAGAGAGUCCUUAGGUCCUUCUCUGUUCUACAAUGACAAGUGUUAAUUUAAACAUCCUCCUCUUAGGAAAAAAAUACACACACACACACACACACACACACACAUGAACAUUACAGGUCCUCUCCGUGCUCAUCCAGGGCUCUAUGCAGACUUGUACCUUGCAGUGUUACAACCAAACAAGAGGUGUUUUGGCUUUGGUAGCUGAAGAAUACUAUGCAACGCAGAGAGGACCAGAAUGACCCCAUAAGCCCUGGAAAGACGAUGCUUUGCUUUCCUUCCAACACAGACUGCACUGCCUGUUGGACUAACUGGGGACGACCCGUUCCCACCCAUGACCCACCGGGCUUCCCAGGGCUGGCAGGCAGCAGCCAGAGGUGGGUCCUUUAGUAGGUGCUGAUAUUAUGAAGUGCAAUCCAGAAUGUGGGAGUUCAGCUCCUCAUGACAAGCAGUUGUGAGGUGUGUCCAGUGCUCAGGUGUUCCUUGUCUCUUUGGUUAAAUUCUCUUUUUAAUGCUUUCUUAUUUUACUUUUCUUCAUUCUGCUGAGGGGAGGGGAACAACAUGGAAGAAUACAAACUUCUAGUUGCCUCCGUCUUCCUAACCACGCUGGUUUGUUAAACUCUCUGAAAUGCCUUGUUUGUCUCCCCAUCUGUCUAUCUUCCUGCACUCUAAAUACUUUCAUUACAUCCUGUGUGUCAGUCUGCUUGGGGGCUUCAAGUCAAACUGCGCCUGGGUUUUUUCCAUGAAACUCCUACCUGCCAAGCCUAAUCUUGCAACGUUUAUCCAGGCUUGCAGCAUUUAUCCCAGCAGGAAGACAAACGUGGUCUGCCCAGCUGUCACUCCUUUGUGCUCCUUUCUUCCCGUCUGUACUUGGCUGCUUGCAGAUUCAGGACAACACUUCUCUAUCCAGAAGAACUUUAAACCCAGCACUUCUGUGGGCUUAUUGUUGACCAAGACCAUCUGCCCUGUCUAUUCUAAUUGCAACUGUAAGUGCUGCAGACGCAACUCUGCAGCCACAUUGUUUUGCUGCUGAAAACAAUUACAGUUUUCCCUCUAAUUUGAGGCUGGCAGAAUUGAAGACAUUCUGUGUGCUCUAGGAGUACUGUCCACUCCCCUGAACCUUUGCUUCCAUCCCGUGUUUUCUUUUGUGGCAGCCAUGUGGUUAAAGAUAUCUCUGUCUAUGUUCAAAAUGAAAAUAUUAGUGCCUCAGGCGAGGGUCAUUUUGAGAAGGUGAUGGGGGCUGUUUGUCCCAGCCCCUCUUUUAAUCAAAGAGAGAAGCCAUCCUAGUCCAUCCUAGUAUCUGGAAGCCCCAAAGGCUGAUUUUUAGCCUUGGGAAUUCAUGCGCCCAGAUCUCUGGCUAAUACCUCUCCCUCCCAUCUACAAUUUUCUGAUCAUACAUUAGGGCUGACUCACCUGAUCUGGCAAUGAGCAAUAUAUCUGCAACACAAUCCAAUAACUAAGUUACUUGUGUGGCACUUAGAGGUGUUGAUGUGCUCCCAGGAGAGUUGCACAGUGGGUUCCAGGAACAGUACUGCCUCUUUUUUAUCUUUUUUUUUCUUUUUCUUUCUUUUUUUUUUUUUUUUGCAUCUCUUGCUCCAUUAAAACUCCUCUGCUGUGGGAAUGAAGGGAGCCCUCAGGAUGAGUUGACAGAGCUGCCCAGCAGUCAAAUUCAGCUCCCACUUUUGCUGAGGAAGGGGCCAGAAGAAGCAGUGUCCCUCGCGCCUCAUCUGUGCCGGUUGCUGUCGGUUUUUCCAAGCAGCGGGUUGAAGAGUCUGUGCGCCUUUUUCCUGUGGCAGUGCUUCCUUGCGCUCCCUUGGCUGAACAGCCCUUUUGGCCUCAGAGAUGUCUGUCUCGUUUCUCUGUCUCAUAGACCUCACUAAUCCCAGUUUUCCUCAUAUGGGACAAUGCUAUUUCUGUUUUCUCGUACUAAGUGAGGGCUAUUUCUGUUUUCCUCCCAGACUGAACACUAGAACUGGUAGUGCUUCAUAUUGCUGACACAAGUACUGUAUUUGGCUCACCGAGAGCGCGACAGGAUUGGUCCCUUGUUCCUCAAUAGUUUCUAAGAACGUAGGGUCAGUUCCCAGCACGUACUGUAUGUGUGGGGUCAUCCUUCACAGGAUCACAGGCACCAGAUGCCUUCCCUAUCCUACCCCCCCUACCCCACCCCGUGAGGGGUUGCCCCAUGCUGUCUUUGAGGUGGGAACAGACUUCAGUCUGGAACAACGGAUCCCGGUAAGGAAGAUGCUGAGAACCAUUGUGCUAACAGAGUUCUUUUCCUCGGCUCUCCAACACUUCUCUUUUGCUUGGUAGCUACGCAGGCCCUCUGACACUGAGCAGCGAGGGCUUGCAGCGGGCUCUCAUGCCCUCUGGCAGGAGGUCCCUCCUUUCUGUACCUUGCACAUGAAAUGAGGCUAAGUUCACUGACUACCUCAUGAGGAGGAGGAGGGCAGCCUGGGAGGCUCGGUUCACUGAUGUCUGCCAUGCACUUUGAGAUCUGCAAGGCACUGGAGGGAAAGGCCACGUGUUUUCUUACACGUGUUAUCCUGGUAGCCAAACGCCAUCCUCCCUCCCCUCUGACAACUGCUAAAGCACUUGCCCACCACCAGCAAAGCCCUUCCCAGGCAGCCCCGAAUCCAAGACUCGCUGCACGGGGGACAGCACCAUGUCCUUGUGGCGCAAGAGCCACGUGUCUGGGGGUCCCUUGGCUUGGUGCAUCCCAGGCAGGCUGGAGGCCUCUCGCUGCACCUCGCUCCUUCUUGCGAACUCUAGAAGCCUGUUUGUUUGUCUGUGUCGCUCUAUAUUAUGUAAGCGCGUAUAAGUCUACAUUACUGUGGGCGGGUGGGGCUGUCAGCAGAAGGUAGAUGUAGCUGUGUAAAUGCCAUAUCUAUACUUUCACCAUUAGAGGGUUGGUUUUUUUUUUUAUUUGGUGGGAUUUUUUUUU